AAGAAGUCAAAACCCUAUUCUAGCAAGGAAACCCAAUCCCAAAUCAACUACGCCCACCACACCGCACUUGGCUCCACUUCACUGCUUCAGCUUCACAAAGGUUAUGCUUCACUGCUUCAACUUCACGAAGGUUCCGCUUCAUUACUUCAGCUUCACGAAAGUGUCCCUCUGCAGGUUCCGCUUCAGCUUCACAAAGGAAUAUGUUGAUUAUUUGAGCCAAAAUGUUACUACUAAUGGAAAAUCUGAAUUGGAUCUAUAUUUGGAGGAAGGAAAUCUUGAUCCAAAGUGUCAUGAAAAGUUAGAUGUGUUAGCUUAUUGGAGGGAUCGUCAUGAUCGUUAUCCAAACCUCUCUCGGAUGGCUUGUGAUGUACUGAGUAUUCCAAUCACUACAGUUGCUAGUGAAUCUGCUUUUAGCCUUGGGUCUCGAGUGCUAACUAAGUAUUGGUCUACCAUUCUUCCUGAAAAUGUAGAGUUACUCAUUCUAACUCAAAAUUGGUUGCAUGGUUUUGAAGAAUUUGAUGGAGAUAAAAUGGAUAUGCAAAGAGAAGAAAUUGUUAUUGACAUUUUCGUGCAAGACUCUAAUUAAGUCUAUUUUGCAAGAUUUUUGUAUGAUAAAACAUUAAAACUUUUUAUUUUGGAGUUUGAACUUUGAUUAUGAUUUGUAGUUAAUUUUGUAUGAUGGGACAUUGAAACCUUUUAUUUUAGACUUUUAUCAUGGUUUGUAUUUAAGUUUGUAUGAUGAGUUAUGACUUAUGGCUAUUAAUGAUGCUAAUUUUAUGGCUAUUGUGUUAAUUUAAAA
Cajanus cajan (pigeon pea) is the source of this 799-nucleotide messenger RNA. Its product is annotated as zinc finger BED domain-containing protein DAYSLEEPER. NCBI's taxonomy places the organism in Eukaryota, Viridiplantae, Streptophyta, Magnoliopsida, Fabales, Fabaceae. The record is from RefSeq and is a predicted model, not a curated record. Gene Ontology annotation, molecular function: protein dimerization activity.